Molecule: messenger RNA, 1029 nt
Organism: Sphaeramia orbicularis (orbiculate cardinalfish)
Lineage: Eukaryota; Metazoa; Chordata; Actinopteri; Kurtiformes; Apogonidae
Gene: psmb10
Product: proteasome 20S subunit beta 10
Exons: 8
Coding region: 86-913 (275 amino acids)
Cellular component (GO): proteasome core complex; cytoplasm
Source: RefSeq, a predicted model, not a curated record
AAAAGUAGAAGCAGUGGAUCCGCUGACGCACACUGACAGAGUUUACAGAGUUUACAGGGUCUGGACAGUUCUCAUCAGUUUGAAGAUGAUGCAGAGUUUGGAGCCACAGGCCGGAGGAUUCAACUUCAACAACUGCAGCAGGAACAGUGUGUUGGAGUCUGGUCUGUCGGAGCUGGGAUUCAAACCUCCAACCGCCAGGAAGACUGGGACCACCAUCGCAGGAGUGGUGUACAAGGACGGAGUGAUCCUCGGCGCCGACACCAGAGCCACUGAUGACAUGGUGGUGGCCGACAAGAACUGCAUGAAGAUCCAUUACAUCGCCCCCAAGAUCUACUGCUGUGGCGCUGGCGUGGCUGCAGAUGCAGAGAUCACCACACAGAUCAUGGCCUCCAACGUUGAACUGCACAUGCUCAACACUGGGCGCCCGCCUCUGGUUGCCAUGGUAACCCGGCAGCUGAAACAGAUGCUGUUCAGGUACCAGGGUCAUGUGGGUUCGUCUCUGAUCGUCGGAGGCGUCGACGUGACCGGACCUCACCUGUACAGCGUUUACCCCCACGGGUCCUACGACAAACUGCCCUUCCUCACCAUGGGUUCUGGAGCUGCAGCCGCCGUCUCCGUGUUUGAGGACAGAUUCAAACCAAAAAUGGAGCUGGAGGAGGCCAAGCAGCUGGUCCGAGACGCCAUUGCCGCCGGGAUCUUCUGCGACCUGGGUUCAGGCAGUAACGUGGACUUGUGCGUGAUCACCGAGGGGGGGGUGGACUUCCUGAGGGGCUACGACAAACCCACGGAGAAGGGUCAAAGGGGGGGGCAGUACAGGUAUAAACCUGGUACCACGCCGGUCCUGACCAAAACUGUGACCCCGCUCACUCUGGAUGUGGUGGAUGAGUCGGUUCAGACCAUGGAGUCUACGUAGAAUCCAAGACAAGACAAGAAGAGUCUGUAAAACAAUUAAAAAAGAAAUCACAUGGACUGUAUUUUGUCACUGUCCUUAUGGUUUUCUGAAAUAAAAGCUUUUAUUUGUCAAAUUUG